Gopherus flavomarginatus (Mexican gopher tortoise) is the source of this 405-nucleotide messenger RNA. RefSeq names its product transcription factor MafF-like. Gene Ontology annotation, molecular function: RNA polymerase II cis-regulatory region sequence-specific DNA binding; DNA-binding transcription factor activity, RNA polymerase II-specific. Gene Ontology annotation, cellular component: nucleus. Gene Ontology annotation, biological process: regulation of transcription by RNA polymerase II. The record is from RefSeq and is a predicted model, not a curated record. NCBI's taxonomy places the organism in Eukaryota, Metazoa, Chordata, Testudines, Testudinidae. The coding region runs from base 1 to 405 and encodes 134 amino acids. The transcript has a single exon.
AUGGCAGCAGACAGCGCAUUGGGCCAAACUUUGCAAGUUACAUACGAGUCGGGGUGGAGCCUGUCAGAUGAACAAUUGGAAAAACUGUCACUAACGGAUCUAAAUGACCACCUGUGGGGCCUCCCCAGGGAACAAGUAGAGCGAUUAAAACAGCGCCGGCGCAGAUUAAGAAACCGAAGGACUGCAGCCGCCUGGCGAGAAAAGAACAUGUACAAAUGGAAAGCGUUAGAAAAGCAAAACGAAACACUAAAACAGAUGCUGGAAGAAAUGGCUCGAAAAAAUGCAACUCUGUGUUUGGAACUGAAGGUCCUGCGAGAGCGGUACAAACCACUGCAAGACUCUGCCGCCGACAUGGCCCCCACCGGAGAUGGCGAAUCCCCAUGCUGUUCCAGCUCUUUUAACUAA